AUGGGUGCUUGCUUCUCUUCAGUGAAGUCUCAGCCAUCUCAGCCAUCUGCUAAGGUGAUCUCCACCAACGGUAUUCUUCGCGAGUAUCCUGUCCCUAUAAACGUCUCUCAACUUCUUGAAUCCGAGGAUUGCUUGUGUUCCUCGUACUUCGUUUGCAAUUCCGACCGUUUGUAUUACGAAGAUUACAUUCCUGUCUUGGAUUUGAAUGUCGAACUUGAGGCCAACCAGAUCUACUUUGUUCUUCCUGUGUCUAAGCUUCAACAACGUUUGACUGCAUCUGAUAUGGCCGCUUUGGCUGUUAAAGCCAGCGUGGCUAUACAAAACGCGUCGACCAAGGACGGUUAUCGCCGCAAAAAGGCUCGCAUAUCUCCGGUCCUUUUGGUUAAUCGAUUGGCUUCUUCUGAAAAUUAUAGCAAGAUUAAUGAUGGGUUUCAGUAUAAUAGUAAUAUGAACAAGCCCCUUGUUUUUGAUGCCAAGACUGUGGGUGUAGCUGGUGCUGGUAAAUUAUCUCGAGCUGGGUCAGUCAGAAAGUUGCAGAGAUUUACUUCUAAAAGGGCUAAGUUGGCUGUUCGAUCGUUUAGACUCAGAUUGAGCACAAUUCAUGAAGGCACAGAUGUCUAG
This is a messenger RNA of Quercus robur (English oak), 621 nucleotides long. RefSeq lists its product as uncharacterized. The coding region runs from base 1 to 621 and encodes 206 amino acids. The transcript has a single exon. NCBI's taxonomy places the organism in Eukaryota, Viridiplantae, Streptophyta, Magnoliopsida, Fagales, Fagaceae. The record is from RefSeq and is a predicted model, not a curated record.